This is a messenger RNA of Callithrix jacchus (white-tufted-ear marmoset), 2077 nucleotides long. RefSeq names its product sorcin (gene SRI). The record is from RefSeq and is a predicted model, not a curated record. Gene Ontology annotation, molecular function: calcium ion binding. NCBI's taxonomy places the organism in Eukaryota, Metazoa, Chordata, Mammalia, Primates, Cebidae.
GCCCUCGUGGCGCGCUCGGGGGCGGCCCCCUCGCAGCGGGGCGGGGCGGGGCAGGCGGCGGCGAGGCCUGGAGCGCAGGGCGAGGGCGGCGGCGGCGCAGUCUGCACCAUGUCGUACCCGGGGCAUCCUGGCGCCGGCGGCGGGUACUACCCAGGCGGGUAUGGAGGGGCGCCUGGAGGGCCUGCGUUUCCCGGACAAACUCAAGAUCCGCUGUAUGGUUACUUUGCUGCUGUAGCUGGACAGGACGGCCAGAUAGAUGCUGAUGAAUUGCAGAGAUGUCUGACACAGUCAGGCAUUGCUGGAGGAUACAAACCUUUUAACCUGGAGACUUGUCGGCUUAUGGUUUCAAUGCUGGAUAGAGAUAUGUCUGGCACAAUGGGUUUCAAUGAAUUUAAAGAACUCUGGGCUGUACUGAAUGGCUGGAGACAACAUUUUAUCAGUUUUGACACUGAUAGGAGUGGCACAGUAGAUCCACAAGAAUUGCAGAAGGCCCUGACAACAAUGGGAUUUAGGUUGAGUCCCCAGGCCGUGAAUUCAAUUGCAAAACGGUACAGCACCAAUGGAAAGAUCACCUUCGAUGACUACAUUGCCUGCUGCGUCAAACUGAGGGCUCUUACAGACAGCUUUCGAAGACGAGAUACUGCUCAGCAAGGUGUUGUGAAUUUCCCAUAUGAUGAUUUCAUCCAGUGUGUCAUGAGUGUUUAAAUCAAGAGGAAGCUGAAUGAACAUAAAUUGACAUUCCAACUGGAGCUCUCCUUUGCUUGUCCUCUCUGCCUUCAGUAAUAUGUGUAAACUUACAUCACAACUUUUCAACAGCUGUUUUAAAGUUUAUUACUUUAUGUGUAACUGAAGUUUUAUUUUUAGUUUUGAUAAUAAAUUCUUUGGAACUUUAAUAAGAUCUAGUCUAUUACACCAUUUAGAACUUCCUUGAGCCACUGUCAGUCAUGCCUUAUUUUCUUGCUAAAAUCCUCUGUAAAUUUAAGUGUGCAAAAUGUUUAAAUCACAUGAUUUAUUUUUCAUUGAGAUACUAAAAACUGUUAAUCAGAGUACAGCUGCCAUCUUUCCUCUCUUAGAAAGACUCCACACAUAAAAUCUUAUAUAAAUGACACAGACUUAGUUGGGUGCAAAAAAACCAACAAAAAUGGUAGUCCAGUAAUCCAGGUCAGGAUUCACCUUAUUAGAAAUUUAGCACAGCCCCUUUAAAACCUAUGGAAUAAUUUAAUUGGCAAAUACUAUCUGUCACCAAGUCCCUUUUUGUCAUCAUCUAUUUAAACCUUUGUUAACUAUACUUAAAAAUCUUGUAUAUUAUAAGCUUAACUAUAUAAAAAGAAAAUUGAUAGAAAAAGACUAAGGGAAUAUAUGAAAACAUUAACAAUGCUUAUUUUUGGUUAAUGGAAUUCUUCUAGAUGACCUUAAUUUUCUUUAUAUAUUUCAGUAUUUUUCAGAUUUUCUAUAUCCUUUCCUUUUUAAAUCAGAUUUUAGUUUUUAAAAUGCUGAUACAUCCAUUUUGAUAAGCUAUGUGUUCACACUUUAAAAAAUAUACAUAGCAGAGUAUUGGAAAGCUGUCCCAAAACAUUGAUCUGGCUACCACUGGGAGUGAGGAUCAUGAGUUCAUCUUCUCCCUUCUUACUGUUUUUCCAAACAUUGUCCAAUAAGCAGGUACUACAUUUGUAAUGGAAGAAAUUUUUUUAAAAAAUUUAAGCUAUAUGCCUUCAAGUAAGAUCUGAAUUCUAAUGCUGGCUUGUGCCUCUUAUUAUGUGGUUUGAUCGUUAUAGAUAAUACCAAGUUUCAGUUUCCCCAUCUUUGAAAAGAAGAUAAUAUGUUAUCUCUUGCGGGUAGCUCUGAAUAUGGAGUAUGUUGAUACAAGAAGCACUAACAACUUUCUGUUUCUUAAAUUUAAAACUGGUCUGGUUUGCCUUUUUUUUUAUCAAGAGAGCUUAACAGAUAAAAAAUGAAAUUAGUCUAUUUUCUACUUGUCAGCAGAGUGUCUGUCUUAAUUUAGGAUGCAGUAUGAGAGUUACCAUUUAACUGAACAAUUAGUUGUCAACCAAUGAAAAUAAAACAUUUUCUUUAAGCA